AUGGGACGUUUCCGGAUGAUAAGCUACGCUGGCUGCGGCUUCAACGGCGCUUACUAUCUCGGAGUCAACAAAGUCUUGCUUGCUAAUUUGUCGAAAUUCAUUGAAAAAGAGCCUCUUUACGCAGGAGUAUCGGCAGGAUCUAUUUCAGCAAGUUCAGCAGCAGUUUUUGGACUGAGAACAGAUGAUUAUGAGCUGGACUUCGUCAAAAAGUUUAGAGCAAAAGCGGCAAAAACUCGGUUUACAAAUGAGUUGAAACAUGUUCUCAGAGAUUUACUGGAUGACUACUUUCCUGCCGACGCCGAUGAUAUCUGUAACGGGAGAGUUCAUCUUGGAAUCACUGAAAUGUCAGGGAAGCACCCGAAAUUCGGAAUUCAUGAAAAGUCUGUUAUUAAAUCUCAGUUCGAAAACAAGGAAGAUUUCGUCAACACUGUUCUUGCUUCAUGUCUUGUUCCCUACUGGGCGGGAACUGUUCCCGUGACGAUGAGUGGGAAAAAUUAUUAUGACGGCGGAUUCACAGACAAUUUACUGGAUAUUUUCCCAUCUAAAACUGUUCGAAUACAACCAUUUUCAACCUCCUCAAACGAUGCGAAUAUUUGCCCAGCAAAAAAAUACGCGAGAAACGUACGCCUUGUCGCUGGAAAACACUUGACAUUCUAUCUGACAUCAGAGAACUUCGAACGUCUUCUUUACCGAGCCUUGUUUGGUGGGAAUGAUCAGUGGAUGGAUAAAAUUAUGAACCAAGGUCAACACGAUGCUACUGUUUGGCUUGAAAAAUAUGUGAAAUAA
Oikopleura dioica is the source of this 786-nucleotide messenger RNA. The record is from the annotation of a GenBank genome assembly. Lineage: Eukaryota; Metazoa; Chordata; Appendicularia; Copelata; Oikopleuridae.